This is a messenger RNA of Plectropomus leopardus (leopard coralgrouper), 1142 nucleotides long. The record is from RefSeq and is a predicted model, not a curated record. NCBI's taxonomy places the organism in Eukaryota, Metazoa, Chordata, Actinopteri, Perciformes, Serranidae.
UCUGAUGAAGCUGAGAGCCAAAAUCAGACAGGAGACAAACAUGGAGACUCUGGAUCAACUAGAAAUGUAAAGUCAGGACGACAGAAUGAACAUCACAAAAGUGUAAAAGGUGUAAAGUCUUAUAAAUGUGACACAUGUGGGAAAGCUUUUAAGGUGAAGUCAGGUUUGGAGAGACACCUGCGAAUGCACACAGGAGAGAGGCCAUAUUCUUGCACAACAUGUAAAAAAGAUUUCAGAUGUAAGGCUAAUUUGUUAAUUCACAUGAGAACUCACACAGGUGAAAAGCCAUAUUCCUGCAACACCUGUGGGAGAAGAUUCACUUACAUGACAUCAAUGAAGGUUCACAAACGAAAGCACACAGGUGAGAAACCAUAUUCCUGCAACACCUGUGGGAAAAGAUACACUCACCUGGCAUCACUGAAAGUUCAUAUAAGAAAACACACAGGUGAGAGGCCGUAUUCUUGCAACACCUGUGGGAAAAAAUACACUCACAUAGCAUCUCUCAAUGUUCAUAAACGAAAGCACACAGGUGAGAAACCGUAUUCCUGCAUCACCUGUGGGAAAAGAUACACUCACAUGGCAUCACUUAAUGUUCAUAUACGAAAGCACACAGGGCAGAGGCUGCAUUCUUGCAGCACUUGUGGGAAAAGAUUUACUCGUAAAUCGACAUUGAAUUCUCACACAAGAAUACACACAGGUGAAAAGCCAUAUUCUUGCGAAAUAUGUGGAAAAGAUUUUGGACGUAGUGGUCACCUGACAGAACACAUGAGAAUUCACACAGGUGAGAAGCCGUAUUCCUGCAACACCUGUGGGAAAAGAUUCACUCAGGCAUCAAAUCUGAAAAGUCAUGUCAGAGUGCAUGCAGGCGACGGGAGUCAUAUUCUUGCAACACCUGCGGUCACUUAGGUAUCGAUCUUGACGACUUGAGUUUGGCAUUUUUUAUUGCAUUUUGUAAUCACGUAAACCGCGUUUUGUUCAUUUGUUUUUUUCGUUUUGACAGACAAAAAAAUUGUAGAUGCUGUUCAUGGUGCUUUCAGCUAAAAUAAUUGAUACAGUUAUCAGUUUCCAAAGGGAUGUGAGCAACGCCAUUGUUUUCUGGUCUUGUAUAUUCUAACAAUUAAACUUUGUAUGAAAAAUAAAAA